GCAGAAGGCAGUUUGGUCCUUCUUCACGCAACUUGAGGUCUAAGGUGGGAAAGUAAAUUUCCGCGUUUUGAUCGGAUAAAACUACACAUGUAUCGCUUUACAGUUGUCAAUUUAAUGACCUAGCAUAGACGAUCUGCCUACCUUCGUGUCAUUGCUGACUCCUUUCUCGACUUCUUCGUCUACUCUUUAUUUUUUCUCUUGACAUCGCAGGAUGGCGGGCUUGAAAUCGAUGAAGUCGAAACUUCCUCGUAGCUGGGGGUGGGUUGUGACUGGCGCUGCGUUUGUCAUGCAUUUCUUUGUCUUUGGAAUCAUGUAUUGCUUCAGCAUUACUUUCGUUACUCUCCAAGAAGAAUUUUCUACCAGUUCAACAGCUACCUCAUGGGCAGGCUCUAUUCCGAUCGGCUUGGGUACCAGUGCAGGGGUGAUCGUCACUCCACUCAUCAAGCGAUUCGAGAAUCGACCGGUGGCUAUUGUGGGGGUCCUUCUAACUUGUACAUCCAGUUUCGUUACGUCAUUCAUCACGGACUUCAGGCUCAUUUACUUCACAUACAGCGCAGUCUUCGGCUUGGGUGCUGGAUUUUGUUCUCUGUCUUCGAUGGACCUCUUGCUUCAAUAUUUCCCAAGGAAGCACUGUUCACGGGCUACUCUUAUCUCAUUGGUUGGGUCAAGUACAGGUAUGCUUGCUCUCGGCCCUCUGACAUACACGUUGAUCGAGAACUGGGGUUGGCGGAACAUGUUCCGUUUCCUUGGAGCUUUGAUGCUACUCAUUGCACUUCCAGCUACGAUGACGUUUUCACGUCCCAAACCACAUAAAAAUAAAUGCACAGCAGACAAACGGGAUGUUAAUCAAGAUAAAAAGAUCUUAGAAUGUGGAACCGAGGAGAAGGGAAUAACCUUUGACAAGUCCAACAACUUAAGUCCGGGCAUGGUCACUGGGAACCCAGGAGAUGUUCAGGAACAGUUGAACAACAAGGAAAGAAUUCUUGAGCAAGGUAGAUCUAUCGCAUGUGUGACAGCCUAUGACAAUGUAGGGUUUUCCAUGGAAGAGAUAAAUGGGCGUGGACAAAUCAGUGGCAAUGGACAUCAGUCAGAUAUCCAGAACAACAUGGAGAAAGACUCAGCUGAUGUGGUUCUGGCGGAAGAACUGAUGGACAAUAAGGAUAAGGGUCAAGUGUUAAGAAAAGAGCAAGGACUUCGUACUGACCUUUCAGAAGAUGACAAAGUUGGUCUGAAACAACUGGGACCACUUUCCCCAGUCGCUCCUGAUUUAGUGACGAACAUAGAGAGAGGACAACCUAAUCAACAAUUAACACCACAAGUAAAAGAUCUUAAGAAUGUAACAGUCGUCCAACCGGUAGUGUUGUCAAUUGAUACUAUAGCCGAAGAUGAUGUCACGUCAUUUACAACCAUCAGCAUUUCAACGAACAUUCAGCGUCACACCAUUUCUGUCUCUGACAUCCAGUGUGUCAAACAAGGAAAAGAAUACGCACCUUCGCGUGUGGUGCAGCCGAAGAAUUUGGAAGUGGAAAAAGAACAAGGGUUUUUCCAAAGAUACAGAGCACUAUUCUAUCCUGAUCUCUGGCUCAUCUGCAUCUGCAUCACAGGUCUUCCAAUGAUGAACACAUUCUAUUAUAUCAAUAUGGGAGAUUUCCUUAUAUCGAGAGGUUUCGAACGUAACGUGGUCCCAUGGGUGGUCACAACGUUUGGGAUCUCCGAAUUGGCUGGUAAAAUUGUGUUGGCUGUUGUAGCUGAUCGUCUGCCCUUCCCCAAGAUCUUCAUCUAUAACUUCGCCUGUGCGGUCGGCAUGGUUGUCAUGGGCUGUCUGCUGGUAGUCAGAUCAGUCGCCUUGUUAAUCUGCCUCGCAGUUGCGAUCGGAAUGGUAGUGAUGAUGGUGGCCGAUGCGCUAGCUUACUCAAUCUGUAACCAGAUUUUCAAACCAGAAGAUUUGGUUCAAACAUGGACUGUUGUCAUGGUUACACAAGGAUUUGGAUACAUGCUGGGUUCCUUGUUUGGUCAGAGCAUAGACCGUACUGGUUCAUACAACUCUGCCAUCUUUUCCAGUAUCGGGAUAUACGCCCUCUGCGCUUUGGUGUGUACAGCGGUUCCACUUUAUCAGAGGUUUUUCGCGCCAGAAAGAUAUGUGAUGUUUGAAAACCAAGAUGCAUGUCGAAGAAAACGGACAAUAAAGAAACGGUACAAACCAGAUGACAUGGUCAAAGUACCUAAAUAGUUUGCACGUGUUUUUCAAGCGAGAAAACUCUUAUGGUAUGUAUGGUGCGGAGGUUGGACUAAGCAUAAACAAAUCUAUAGACCUGUUAUUAUAUAAAAUCAUAGCUAUAUUCGUUCAUGUUCUUUUAUGAUGGCCAGUAAUAAAAAAAAACGUUC
Lytechinus pictus (painted urchin) is the source of this 2385-nucleotide messenger RNA. RefSeq lists its product as uncharacterized. Gene Ontology annotation, cellular component: membrane. NCBI's taxonomy places the organism in Eukaryota, Metazoa, Echinodermata, Echinoidea, Temnopleuroida, Toxopneustidae. The record is from RefSeq and is a predicted model, not a curated record. Gene Ontology annotation, biological process: transmembrane transport. The transcript has 6 exons. Bases 212 to 2230 code for a protein of 672 amino acids. Gene Ontology annotation, molecular function: monocarboxylic acid transmembrane transporter activity.